AUGAAGAUUAAAUGUUGCUUUCUUAAAAGAAAAGAUCUUGAGAAGCAUUAUAAUCUUAUCUCUCAAAGGUAUUAUACUUUGUGCGAACUUGAUGACAUCAAUUUGAAGCAAGCUUACCUGAAUAGCUUGCCAAAUCCACUUGGAGAAGAAGUGCUUCGAGAACUCCAGAUGAGUGGAAAAAGACUAGAGAAUACCUCUUUAGGUAAACUCUAUCAAAGUGCUCUUAUGAAUCUGGAUGCGCUCUGCAAAAAAUACGACACGUACAAGAGAGUCCAAAAAACAGACAUAAAAAUUACUAGAAAAUGUAAGAGGAAGGAUCUUUGCAUCAAGUGCAAAGGAGAUAAACAUUGCUUCUGCUCAACAGGAGAACCUAGAGAAGUAGAUUUCUGGAUACACAAGAAAUCUAGAAGGUUGAGACACAAGAAGAAAAAAUGGAAGUAUCUAAGAAAAAGGAAGUAUCGAAGAGACCCAAAAAGAAAAAGAUGCUACAUCUGCAAUCAAAAGGGGCAUUAUGCCAAAGAUUGCCCAACGAAGCAUAAACUAGUAAGACUUGUUCAUAUAUUGCACAAGAACACAGAAUGGGACUUUGAGGACGACAUUGAAUCGGUAUUCUCCCUCGAUGAUGAUCAAAAUGAUGAGUCAAUCCUCGCGUUCUAG
This is a messenger RNA of Malania oleifera, 657 nucleotides long. RefSeq lists its product as uncharacterized. The transcript has a single exon. Gene Ontology annotation, molecular function: zinc ion binding; nucleic acid binding. Lineage: Eukaryota; Viridiplantae; Streptophyta; Magnoliopsida; Santalales; Ximeniaceae. The record is from RefSeq and is a predicted model, not a curated record. Bases 1 to 657 code for a protein of 218 amino acids.